Molecule: messenger RNA, 2146 nt
Organism: Meloidogyne enterolobii
Lineage: Eukaryota; Metazoa; Nematoda; Chromadorea; Rhabditida; Meloidogynidae
Source: the annotation of a GenBank genome assembly
UGUGUGACACGGGCAAUCAAAAACAAAAAAAGAUGCCUGAAUUGAAAGAAGAGUGAGUUAAUGAAUGUGACUAAUGUAAGGGGAAUAUUUUUGUAAAUUAUGCAAGGAAGGAUUGACUGACCAUUUUGUAUUUUAACUAAAACGCGGACAGGGGGGGGGGUUUCUUUGUUGUUUUAAUUUUUUAAAGAAUAAAGUCUUGAAUAAAAAUUCUUUUUUUCACCCUAUUAAAGUUUCUAUAAACUUUGCAUUUUUUUAAAUAUUUUUUGUUUAAAAAAUGUUUUUUUUUCAAUUUAUAGCCGAUCAAUUAGUAAUAACAAAUUAGAAAAAAAAAUUUCUUUCAAAAAUGCCUAGUGCUGCAAGUAUUAUUCCUGUUUUUACAAGUGCUAGUAACAAGACUACUAGAAGGCGUAGAAUUUUAAAUAAACCUGAUUUUAUAGAUGAUUCUACAAAAGGCAAGGCUAAAAAGACUAAAAAGAAAAAGCAAAAACAAAAGGCAAAAAAUAAUUCCACAAUGGAUGAACAGUUAUUAAACGAAGUUACUAUUAAUGAUGUUGAACAAGACGAUCCUCAGACGGGUGAAUUGGAAAGUGGUGCAGACCAUGUUGAAAUUGGUCCGGAUCCUGUUGAAGCUAGUGUUAAUGAAGAGGAGAUGCCUCCAAGAAUUUCUGUUGAUUCUACAGGAGGCAAUGCUUGUUUAAACAACGAGGGGACUGAGGAUGGAAGUGAGAAUUUACUUGAUUUGCAAGUGAAUGAGCCUUCCAAUUCACAAGCCGAUCAGUCUGAAGAAAUGAAUUGUCUUGUUGCCGAGAAGUUAAUUGAGAAACAAAGUGGUGUAAAUAAAUUAAUCGAGCCUGUAUUAAAUUUUGAUUCCUCAAUGGAUCUACAGUUAUCUAACAAAGAGAAUAUUGGUUACUCAACCCAAAGUGUUUCUUGCGGAGCUAGCAUUGAUGUAAAUGUGCCUACAGAAGAGGUGCUUCCAGUAAUUGCUGAGGUUAAUAUUGUUUCUGGUGGAGGCGAUUGUUUGGAUUUAAAGUUGGGUGAUAAAGGAAAUAUUCCUUCGACUUCUGAAGAAAAUAGUCGACCUUUUGGAACAAGUGGUGGUUCUGAUGAUACUUCUGAUGGAAAGCCUCCAAGAAAAGUUUUAAAAGAAAAACUUGACAUAUAUGACGCAAGUUUUUCAAAGUUAUCUGGAGAAGAAGUUAAGAGUGAUUGUACUUCUCAACAAUUAUCAGAAGUGCUUAAUGUAUUCACUAAUAGCUAUUUUAAAUUGGUUAAAAAGAAGGAAAAGUUAAAGUUGCUUCGAAGGGAUGAUGUUACUGGCCAACCUUUUGAGGAAUUAGUGGAGAUAGAUGAGGAUUACUUUUUUAAGAAAAUCCGAGAUUUAAUUGUGACAAAAGUUAAAUUAUCCAAAAAAGGAAAAAAGCCUAGGCUUGUGUAUAUGUCUUCUGAAAUGUAUAUUAAAAGAGCUAUUAAGUUUUUGGAAGGCGAAGAAAGACGUGAUGAAUCUUUUGCUUCCGAAGCAAUCUGGGGAGCCUUCGCAAUAGAAGUAGCGUUAUUUUACAAAGAUUUUGACAUUUUGAUUGUUGGCCAUAGUUCGUUGCAGACACUUGCCUUAUUUGCUGCUGAAUUUCACUAUAAAGAUUUCUCUCCCAACUUUUUCAGGAGCAUUAUCGAUAACUUGAAUCACUGUCAUAAAAACUUCUACUCCGGGAAUGAAGAAACGCGAACAGUAUAUAAUUACUUAUUAUACGUCCAGGACUUUUGUAAAUAUUUUAAAAAAAUUGAUAAAGCGGUUUUUAAAGAAGAACUUGUAAAAUUCCUUCCAACAAACAAGGAACCAAAAGAAAUCGAUAAUAUAUUUAUAUAUAAAUGGUCUCAAUAUUCUAAAAUUGGUGGUCAUGGACCUCAUCACUUUAAAUACGAGGCAACUGAUAGAAAACGCAAAGAUAAAAACAUUCAACAAUCGAAAGGUGUAGAUGGUGAAGGUUGUUCUACUUCAAUGACUACAGGGAGUGGACAAGGAGGAGGACGUGGUUUAACUGGCAGUGGAAAUAAGGAAGAUAAAUGGUUUUACAAUAAAGGAGGAAAUAAAGGUUGGAAUAAUCGUGGAGGUAGUAGAGGAAUUAAAAAAGGAGGAGGAAGAUGA